UUUUGACUUUUCGAAACUAUAAUCACAGAAACAAAAUACAUGGGAUUUUUGUUUUUGUUUUCUUGGUACUAUCGCGUACCUUGCACCUAGGGGCCACCUGAAUGAUUGACUCAAUAAACAUUUACAUAAAUAAUUUUAAAUUUAGAUAAACGAAAUUCAAAAUCUUGAAAAGUUUUUAAUAACAAAUUAGAUGAAACGGUCCUUGAACUUUGAAAUUAAAGUGGUAAAAAAUUGGUUAAGAAAAGUUUUUUUUACUUAAAAUGGAAAGAAGGCAGAAGGCUAGAUCAGUCGAACUCAUCGAGGUCAUCUUACGGGCAGUCCAGAAAAUGAGCUGUUUCGACGAAUUCGGGUUACAUGCUGGACAUACGUUGGGUAUGUCUGCGUCUACACUGGAUAGGCAAGAGUUCAACCUGCAACAUAUCCAGAGCACCGACAUAAACGCGUUUGCCUUGAAUCAGAAGAAGCAGCAGAAGACCAAAAGCAAAUAUUAACAAAUAAGUUUAGCAGACAAGGAGAUCUAAACUAUAUCCAUUGUUCCCCGCUGAAAAUAUCAACAAGUGUAGCAGUUAAAAACAUUAAAGUUUGUGCAAAUAAAAUGUGUAAAAACGCUUUUGUGAUCGCUUUGUGCAUAAUUGCUACCUGCCACUUUACAAGCAUAAAUGCGGGUCGCACUGCAGGACGCCGUGGCUAUUAUGGUGGCUAUCAACCAACGCCAGCACCACAAGUAACUGAACCACCACAAACGCCCAAAGAAUAUUUGGACAGAAAGUCGGGCUUUUCAACUUUUGGUAUAAUCACGAUAAUCUUUUUUAUAAUUUUGGCUUGCCUAAUAUUUUACUAUGGCAUUAUGUGUUAUCCACUUUUGUGUCGUGAUGAGAAAAAAUAUCGCUUCAUGGAUGUUUCGUCUACAAUUACCUCAGCUACAUCACGUUCAAUUCAAUCGAUAGAAAAUUUUCCAGUAGAUCAAAAGCACUGAGAGGAGAAAAACAUUGCGGGAGGUCAUUUAUUGUGUGUGUUUUGUGUAAGACGCUUAUUGAAAGUGUUUUGAAAAAUUUUAGGCAACUUGAAAGACUACAAAAAUAUUUUUUCUACUUUUCUAUUUAGCAUAUAGUUAAAACUAGCAUUAAUUUUUAAAGCAAAAUUUAUGGUUAAGGAUUGAGAAUAAGAUUUUAUUAUUUUAAUGCUUCCUAUAAAACUCGCGCAGCUACUAUUAGGUUAGUGGCAGCUUAUGCGUCAUCAACUUUGAAUUUAUACUCUACUUAUGCAAAAAAAAAUAUUUAUAUAUGUGCCAAUAUUCAACACAUACUUUUUUUUAUUCUUUUUACGUGAAAUUUAAAUGAAAUUUUUUGUGGCCCAGCAAGAUCUACAAACAACACAACACAUUCUGUUGAAAUUAUCUUGAUAGAUUUUUAAAUAAUUAGGUAUACGUUUCGUUUUUAUUUUUAUAUAAUUUUUGCCAAAAACAAUAGUCGAAUCUUGCCUUUGCAUGCAAUUGAUGCUAAAAACACGUAUAAGUACUUACUUAAAUAUACCUAAAGCUAAUAUUAGACAUAUUUAAAUAAUUUAGUGACACUCCAGGUUGUGUUAAAGGAACAAACGUAUUUAAAUUCAUAAACAAAACGUUGAAUCAGUAUAUAUCUUAAAGUCCAUUUUGAAAUACAUACAUUUUAUUAUAACAUUUCACAUAGUUUUAAGCCACCUCCAAUACUUCCAACAUAAAUAAGUAAAUCCACUCGAAUAUAAUAUGAGGAAUGUAGAUAAAAAGAGAAGAAUCUUCACAAAAGCAUUAAUGGCGUUAAUUUAAUUUCGUAUCAGCACAGAAAUUCCAUAAUUUUUUGUAAUUAAUUAAAUACUGCCAAUAUAAAAUAUUUAACGUAGAGAAUAUUGAACAAAUAGCAUUUACCAAUAAAUAUACACAAUAUGCACUCU
Ceratitis capitata (Mediterranean fruit fly) is the source of this 1929-nucleotide messenger RNA. RefSeq lists its product as uncharacterized. The record is from RefSeq and is a predicted model, not a curated record. The coding region runs from base 596 to 976 and encodes 126 amino acids. Lineage: Eukaryota; Metazoa; Arthropoda; Insecta; Diptera; Tephritidae. The transcript has 3 exons.